UUCUGUUCAAUCAAUUCAAACACCUGUUUCUAUAGGAAUUAGACCAACUUCAGUAACUGUAAGAGGGGGAGCAAAGAAAAGAAUGAGUGGAGGGGGUAAAAAAGCAGGUACAGGAACUCGACCUAAACCUAUAACGACCGAAAAAAAUGAUGAUACGAUGUUAGCUCAGUCUUUAAGUAAAAUAGCUAACGACUAUUCUAAACAAGUUCAACAAUUUGGACAAAAUACUCCCGAAGGUCAAGCAGCUUAUAAAAAGUAUGUAGAUACGAUGCAGGCUUUAGAACAACAUAAACGAAAUAAUCAACUCGAAUAUAAUAAUAUACAAACCAUUCAACAAUUAAGAAAUGAAUUAUAUCGAGUUACAAAUUUAUUACAACAAGACAAUUUAGUACCUACAAUGAAAGCAGAUUUAGUGAAUAGAGCGAAUAUAUUAAAUCAAUUAUCUUCAAAAUUUAAUUCUACUAAUUCAAAUACUGGAACUAUUCAACAACAACCACCACCACAACACAUGUCACCUCAAUCACCUUAUAAUUCACCUCGAGGUUAUUUAGGUCCUUCAAGUCAUAUGCAAGAUGUAAGAACUACUUUAAUGCCUCAUUUAAUUCAAAAUGUUAAUACAAAUUUACCAGAAACUCCAGUAUCUUUGUCAUUACCUGAAUCCGAUGAUGGUGAUAAACAACUUUUAUCAAAACGUAAAAUUCAACAAUUGGUGGAUCAAAUCGAUCCAAAAGAAAGAUUAGAACCGGAAGUGGAAGAA
Dentiscutata erythropus is the source of this 757-nucleotide messenger RNA. NCBI's taxonomy places the organism in Eukaryota, Fungi, Glomeromycota, Glomeromycetes, Diversisporales, Gigasporaceae. The record is from the annotation of a GenBank genome assembly.